Molecule: messenger RNA, 3837 nt
Organism: Fusarium keratoplasticum
Lineage: Eukaryota; Fungi; Ascomycota; Sordariomycetes; Hypocreales; Nectriaceae
Product: Importin N-terminal domain-containing protein
Exons: 6
Coding region: 1-3837 (1278 amino acids)
Biological process (GO): protein export from nucleus; RNA export from nucleus
Cellular component (GO): nucleus; cytoplasm; RNA nuclear export complex
Molecular function (GO): RNA binding; small GTPase binding; nuclear export signal receptor activity
Source: RefSeq, a predicted model, not a curated record
AUGGAGGCCAACGGUAGCUCCCUGCCGUCGGCCGGAGCUGGCGGUGACUCCGAGGUUCUCACCAAGAUACACCAGGCCCUCGAGGUCGUCCACAGCCCGUACUCGACCAACGAUGCCCGUCGCCAGGCCCAGUCCUUCCUCGAGGAGGUCAAGGACAUUCCCGAAGCCCCCAUGCAAGGCUACAACCUCGCCUCGGACAAAUCGCAGUCCCCCGUCGUCCGACACUACGCCCUCUCCCUCCUCGAGCAUGCUAUAAGAUACCGCUGGACAUCAUACAACCAGGACCAGGCAGACGCCGUGCGGCGCUGGGUCCUGAACCUGGGUCAGGCUGUGUCAAGAGAGGACCCGUCAUACCUGAGGAACAAGACUGCCCAGCUCUGGGUUGAGAUCGCCAAGCGAUGCUGGGGCGCCGAGUGGAUGGAUAUGGACGCCAUGCUCUACCAGCUGUGGGAGAUUCCUGACUCGUCGGUGCACAAAGAGCUCGUCAUGUUUGUCCUCGAGAACCUCUCUGACGAGGUCUUUACGGGCGACGACUCAGUGGUCGCCCUCCGAGAAGGAGUUCUCAGCAAGGCCUGCGUCGAGAUCUUCACCCCUACCGCGGUACUGGUCGAAGCGUUUCCCAAUCGACAACCUGGGCCACCCGUGCGACAUGGUGAUGAUGGUUGGCUCACUCGCCUGUCCAGCUUCCUGGACUGGUGCCUGAAUGCGGCGCCAAAGGACAAUGACGAAGUCAAGUCGUGCAUACUCAAGGGCUUUUCCGUGUUCCUGUCCCUGAUGCCGUGGGCCAUCCCGAAAGCAGUGUCUGCUGCUCGGUGUGUUGAGGUUAUGUGCGCUGGUCUCGCCUCGAGCCAAGUAGCUAUCCAAAAGGCUGCCCUUGAAGCCCUUCACGCACUGUAUUGCAGAACAAACUUUUCAGACAGCGAGUUCCGAGACUUGGUUGCCCCCAUGUACAGUCGCUCAUCCAUUGAACUGUGCCAGCGCCUCUUUGAAUGGUCGGCUGUAGACCCGGAGGAUAUUGAUGAGGACAAAUACCAAACCCUCAAGAAGCUAUCCGAGAUGCUCUCCUGUCUUGGAGACUACUUUCACCGAAAGUUCCCGAGCCUCCCCCCUGAAGCUGCGAAGCAAGAAUUCCUACAGCUCCUGGUUCAGGUGGUACAGCACCAGAGCUUGAUGGUAUCGAUCCCAGUCCUCGUAACUUGGACACGACUUCUCAGCAUGCGCUCAAUCGGCCCCAGUGAGCUUGUCUCUCCAUUGAUCGGAUCGCUUUUGGAGAUUUGCAGCUCCAGACUAGUCCGAUAUGAGAACUUGCCCGAGGACACGCAAGAGCCAACAUUCCUAUUCCUCAUGGAGGACACCGAUACAAUCCCAGAACGGCACGCUUUCCUUGGAAACUACCGCAGAUAUAGUUCUCAGGUCAUCGAGGCCAUCGUGCAGUUGAAGCUUGUCGACGCGAUCUCACAUAUCCUCGGCCGCACAGAGGAGCUGCUACAACACCUCUAUGACGGACAGCCUCCUUUAGACAGACAGACGUACUUCAAGCAUUCGAUGCCGGUUCUGCGAGUUGAUUCUCAGUUCACGGUUAUCGAGGCAACCCUCAAGGGUUAUGCCAAGUGGCGCAAGAACCGCCCAGCAGAGCAUCAACAACAGGGACCAGAGCUGGAGGCGAAUCUGGAGACCUGGUGCAACAAGCUGCUGGAGAUGAGUUUCGAGGACCCCAUGAUCCGGAAACGCACCCUGCAAUUGCUCGUCUACUUUUCUACGACUGCACUAAACAAGAACGCUACCUUCAUGCUCAAGGUUUUGGAGCAUAUCUUGCUUACCUGGCCUGCUCUUCAGCCAGAGUACCGUGCUUUCAAUGAUGCUAUCAAAGAUUUGCAAGGAGAGAGUAUGGUAGAGUUGCAGAGGCUGGCGUCAGAAAUGCCAGACCAUCUUUUGGGUGUUUAUGAUCAAAUCGAGAACAGAGUGAACGAAAUGAUGUCAUCAGGAUCUCUCGAUGAGAAGCGCUCCAUAGCAUACAAGAGCUUUCUCUUCAUCAUCAUACACCGAGCCACGAGCGUGGAUACUCAGGCCAAGAUCCAAAAACUUCGAGAGUUCAUUGAUCCCGUCAAGGCACAGUGGCAAAACGAGAACGUGCGAACCGCUCUUAAAUCGUACAGCAACUUCUGCGAGCUCCUGGGGUUGGACAAGGCUCAGAACUACCUGGCCAGCCGACGUGCCCAUGAGAUUUCUGACUGGGGCUCACGCGAGCUCGAUGCAGAGGGGUUGGCACUUCAGAACGAGCUUGAGGAGCGUUUGAAGCUUCUCCCACUUCGAUCGACCAAGUCUUUCCUCGCAUUCUCAGUCGAGCGGCUCGACAAGUCAUCACCCGCCUUCAAGGCAUCGUAUGCCCUUUGGCAGGAAGGCUUCUCCAACAUCCUGGCAGACCUCCUCGAGUUCCUGAGCUUUGCGCAUGCCUCGCACAACCCGGACAACUGGGCAGGUUUGCCUCUCGAGAUGCGACCAAUGGUCAACCGGGUUCUGAGUGAUCGAUUUUGGCAGGCUGGCAUCUCGGAAGGAAGCAAAGACGACUUUUACGCGCGAGUAAUGGACAAGAAGAACACGAUCGAGGGUCUUGCCUCGACGAUCCGCGGGUCGGUUCGAUUCGUCCGAGAAACUGCCUAUGCCAUCAUCUACUGCAUGAGCCGACUGGAAAGGCAGUUCUACGGAUUCGAGGGGCUCUCGGCACCGCUAUCCAAAGCUCUCUUUGCUGAUUCGGUCUGGCUGUCUACGCACCAGCAGAGCAAUCUUCUGAACUUGGUGCGGUACUUGGUUGAUGAUUGCCCUGUUGACUACCGAGAGCAUUUCCUUCCACAACUCCUGGCAGCGUGCUUCCAGCAAAUGGAUGCCAAGAUCAACGGCGAGUGGGAAAAGAUGGAGCGCCAGCAGCAGGUGGCUGCAGAUGGCGAGGCGGGCUUGAAGGAGGAGAUGAAGGCAGAGAGCAUCCUACGCCAGGUGACAUAUACAGCAGUGUUGAUGGUGGCUGAUUUUUUGGACCCAACCAAGCUCAACGGUCCCCUGAUGGGAUAUUCGGAGACGGCAGGCGAUGAGCCAGAGCCAGAGCCUGAGUCUAACUACCCAACUCUUCGACGAUUCUGCCUUAUCCACCAGCAGGUGGUGGAGCCGCUGCUUGUCUUCUGCACUCAUGGCAUUCGGAUGCGAGAUACACGCUGCUGCAGUAUGAUUCUGCGACUGUUCAUCUCACUGGUUCCCGAGUUUCAUCUUGUGGAUGGCCAAGUGCCCAAGUCGGUGGUGCAGAGCCCGCUUGACGGACAGCUGGCUGGGGAUAAGUUCCCCAUCCCUCCUUCGAUCUCCAACGCUAUCCGCGAAUACAUCUCGCUGGAUGUGCUCAAGGCGUGUAUCACGUCGUUCCACGAGCCGUACUUUGUUGAGCUCCAAAAGGAGCUUGCCGCGCUGAUCGCAGCCAUCGUGGUCUUCUACAGCCCGAUCACGACAACACCUAGAGAUGUGCUACUAUCGUUGCCCAAUGUCAACCCGGCAGACCUGGAUCGGCUCUCGGCUUACAUGGCCAAGCCCGCAUCACACGCACGACAGCAACGAGCGUUGGUGCUUGACCUUCUGAAGGACCUCAAGGGGGUCAGUGUUUCGGAGAUGGGCAAGCUGCCCAAGAGUAGCGGGUUUGGAGGAUCGAGCCGCAAGCGAAGCGGCCGAAGCAAGAUGGCACAGCAGUUCAUGGUUGAGCCGCAGUCGGGGCCAGGGGCGACCAGAUCAGGGAUGGAGGUGGCACGUAAGACGACGCCGGAUGGACUGGAGGGGGUUUCCAAUCUGUUUGAGGGAUAG